Molecule: messenger RNA, 396 nt
Organism: Chlorella variabilis
Lineage: Eukaryota; Viridiplantae; Chlorophyta; Trebouxiophyceae; Chlorellales; Chlorellaceae
Exons: 3
Cellular component (GO): zeta DNA polymerase complex
Source: RefSeq, a predicted model, not a curated record
GGAGACUCCCUGGUGGACGUGCUGCUUGAGUUCCUCGAGGCCCUGGUGCAUCAGGUGCUUUUUGUUCGGGAGCUGUAUAGCCCGGAGCUGUUUGAGCGGCAGCGCCUAUACGGCAUCGCGGUGCGGCGGGCGCGCCACCCAGACCUCGCCGCCUACAUCUCUGACGCAGUGGCAGGCUUAAAAGCCCCACUGGCCAGCGGCAGUCUCGCCAAGGUGGCAAUAGUGGUGCUGCGGCCGGACCGCACACCUGUGGAGCGUUUCAUUUUCGAGCCGCGGGGCCUGGACGUGGAGGCCGUCGAGGCGCACCUGCGGGGCCUGCUGCUGAAGCUGCAGUACGCCGACUCGUACCUCAAGAAGCUGCCGCCCAGCUGCACCUUUGAGGUGGUGGCCUACACC